Uncinocarpus reesii 1704 is the source of this 999-nucleotide messenger RNA. RefSeq lists its product as uncharacterized. Gene Ontology annotation, molecular function: chromatin binding; histone binding. Lineage: Eukaryota; Fungi; Ascomycota; Eurotiomycetes; Onygenales; Onygenaceae. The coding region runs from base 1 to 999 and encodes 332 amino acids. The record is from RefSeq and is a predicted model, not a curated record. Gene Ontology annotation, cellular component: chromatin; nucleus. The transcript is spliced from 2 exons. Gene Ontology annotation, biological process: nucleosome assembly.
AUGCGCCCAUUGUACGCUCGCCGACACUCCCUCGUCAAUUCGAAGCUUCAACACGCGGACUUUUGGCCACGGGUUUUCGCCAACUCCCCCGCCGAUAUUGACGAAUACGUGCGUCCGUCUGAUGCGCAGGUCAUUAGUGCGUGUCUGAAAAAUAUCACCAUCGAUCGGUUUGAAGUGAAUGAGCGCGGCGAGGGAGAACCACGCAGCGUCCGCUUCACAUUUGAGUUUGACAAUGGCGAAGACAAUGUGUGGUUCGAGAAUGAUAAGCUGGUGAAAGAGUUUUAUUGGCGAAAGGAUAUUAUGACCGCGGUCAGCGGAAAGAAGAGAGUCUGGGAGGGCAUGGUUUCGGAACCCGUAAGGAUAAAUUGGAAGGAGGGAAUGGAUCUCACGGAAGGGCUCCUGGAUGCUGCUUGCGACUUGGCGGAUGCGGAGAAGGCUUUUAUGAAAAAGGAAAAUAAGCCCAAAGCAACGAACGAGGACCGCUUGAAACUGAAAGAGUAUGAAUCCUUGGUAAGGAAAGUUGCGAAAUUCGAGGCUGAAGUCGCCAACGAAGGAGAAGGGGAUGAUGAGGAAGGCGAAAGCAGCCCAAUGGCCUUGAGCUUUUUCGCCUGGUUUGGAUACCGCGGAAGAGACGUCACCGCUGAAGAAUCUGCUCGCGCCAUCAAGGAAGAUAACGAGAAGUGGGACAAAAUCAUCAAAGGCGAAGAAGCGUUUGAUGAGGAGGACGAGGAGGAUGAAGUCGAGGAGAACACUCUGGCCGAUGCUGAAAUCUUUCCGAUGAGAGUCGUUGGCAAUCUCCCUUGGCGAAGACCUCUGGCCCAAUGCCUGAAUAUUAUGAAUUCGGAGACAUGGAAAAUGACGACGAUGAAGACGAUGAGGACGACGCAUCUGAGGAUGAGCCGGAGCGUCCUCGCAAGAAGGUCAAGACGUGAUUCCGUUGACUUUCUCCGCCUUCUCCCUGUACUUGCAUGUAAUCUAAAGCACGAUGACCAAAAUUAA